Dermochelys coriacea (leatherback sea turtle) is the source of this 1802-nucleotide messenger RNA. It is a transcript of the gene SHLD1, whose product is annotated as shieldin complex subunit 1. NCBI's taxonomy places the organism in Eukaryota, Metazoa, Chordata, Testudines, Dermochelyidae. The transcript is spliced from 4 exons. The coding region runs from base 273 to 950 and encodes 225 amino acids. Gene Ontology annotation, biological process: regulation of double-strand break repair via nonhomologous end joining. The record is from RefSeq and is a predicted model, not a curated record.
GGGGGACACAUUUAUCAUUAGCCAGCAGGAGCCCCCCCCCCCCAACUACUUCCUGUUUGGCUUUCAUGCCCUCAAGAAAGAUGGCACAUGCACUUCCAGUUCAGGAGCUGCAGGUCUCAAGUUUUUCCUGCUUCAACUGUAAGGUUGCAGCUGACAGACUUCCUAGAAGGGAAAGCUGUAUGACAGCUGAUCACAAACACUGGCAGCCUGUUUACUUCUGGACACUGCCCAAAGGGUUGCUCAAUCAUCUGUGAUCCAUUCAUAGUGGGACCAUGGAGAGAGAUGAAACAGCAUCGAGCCACCCCUCAGAGGACAGCAGCAUACUGGACCUUCCCUCUGCAUAUGAUAUAACAGACAGCUUCCUGCCAGAGCACAGCACUGGGACGAGUGACGAGCCUUGUAGUUCUGUGGAUACUUUUGCCUCAUCAGCAUGCUUAGGUGCUAGUAGCCCAGAUCUUGAAGAAGCUCAGCAUGCAGCUAGCAUGAGCAUUUGGCAUAGACACUGUGAGGAAGCAAAUCCUAGACAUUGCCUGCCUGCAGAGCCGUUUCAACCUGCUGAACCUAGUGGGAUUCCAUCCUCUUGGACAUAUGAGCAAGAGGGCACAGAACACAUCAGCAUUAGAAAGUCUCUAGAUAGUUUCUAUGAAACAUAUUGUCAGCAGCAGCCCGGUAGAGGGGAUCCCACAUACAAUUCAGCUUCAGAAUGGCUCUCUCUCAAAAUUCAGGACCUGGCAAACAAGGAAGGAAGAAAAUAUUCCUUGUGCAGUCUCCACAUGGCCCAGAUGGUCUUGAACAGAGAUGGGUGUAAGGUCUUUCCAAACCACGCCAGCAAUGCUUUUUUCUCAGCACCAGCUAAUGGAGAAGUUGCACUGAAAGAAGGACAGCGAACACCGGGACUGUCAGAUGAUGUUCUCCAAUUUCUCUUAAAACAGAAUGUGAUGAAAUCAUAGGGUCUGAUGUAUGGGGCUCAGGGACGGGUGAGCAAGCUGUUAUUUGGUUUUGCUGCAAUUUUUAGUAGAGGGCACCUUGUGGUAUUUAGCUCCUGCUCUGAAUAGGGACGGCUCUGCCUCAGGAAAGGUCAAUCCUUCCUUGAGCCUCCCAGAGUUGGAGGAACAUGCCACUUAAACUGCAAAACCACCCGUUACAUCUUCUCUCCUGCCCCCAGACUCCAGCGUGAAUUUCACAUAUGUAUGGAACUUUUUUCCCAGCAUCUGAGCAGUGACCCAUGGCCCAGCUCAGCCAGUCAUUGGGUGCACACACCAACCUUUCCCCUUCCCCAGAACAAGCAGCCUGUGGUGCCAGAAGUGUGUGGGGAGGAGCUGGGGAGGCAGGAAGAUACUGAGGGGAAUGCAGCCACUGGGGGAGUUUGGGGAGCUCAACUGCAAAGCCACCCUUGUGGAGAGGUGGUGAGUAGGAGAGGGGCUUGAUUGAGCCUGGAAGAAGACUUCCGCCUUUUUACCAGAAUCAAUGGCUAUGUUGGUUAGGCUCUGCAAAGGUGCAGGCUCUUCCCCGCAAACUCAGCCCACACUGGGAUACGUCAUCCUAGAGACCUGCACCCUGGCAUAGAGCAGACCUCAUCCCUCCUCUUGAGGAGCUGGCUCAGCCAUGGUCUUUGCUGGCCUGUCUGGAUCCUAGAACUCCCUGAACAGAUUUGCUCCAGGACCAUAAUGCAUACUUUCAAUAUACUUCCGUUAUUCCUUAACUAUUACCCAUGCAUACAUCUUGAAUGGAUUAUGAAUUUUGAUAAGUUAUGAGCUUUCUAUAUAUACUUCAUGUGCUACUCUUUAUGGACAGAUAUCCUG